AUGGUCGAGGCAGAUCUUCGACGCGAUGCUAUUGGCCUAGCAGCGGCCAUGACAGCCUGCGAGAAGGAAGGCCUUUGGCAGAUGGCCGUCAACCUUUUCACAGUCCUGGCCGAUGUGCAUCAGGAUGUCGUCACCUACAGCACAGCCAUGGCCGCCUAUGGAAGAGGCUCGCAGUGGCAGGCGGUCUUGGUUCUGCUCUGGGACAUGGCAGAUGCGGAUGUGUCUCCGAACGAAUUCAGCUUCCACGCCGCUAUCGCAGCAUGUGCUGAUGAAGGUGCGUGGCAGUUGGCCUUGGCGCUGCUUGGGGCCAUGGAUGACAGAAGCAUCCGGCGCAGUGCGAGGUCUUUCUGCGCGGCGAUGUCGCCGGUGGAGACGGGGCCACCCUGGCCAAAGGCUCUUGCGCUUCUGCAAGCCACGUUGGACGCCGACUGCCUGCCGGACGUCAUUGCGCUGAACACCGUCUUGGGCACCUGUGAGGUAUGCAGGCAGUGGCUGGCAGCUUUGAGCUUGUUACUUGCUGCUGCCGCCUGGCAUCUGGAGCCACAGCUGGUGACCUGGGAGCGGGCCAUCGGUGCUUGUGCUGGCUCUGGCAAUUGGGCUGCUGGGCUGGCGCUGCUCAGGCAGAUGAUGCUGGACAGGUGGAAGCCCUCCACGGCGGCAGUUGGAGCCAUCCUCCGGGGCUUGGAUCGCUGCUGCCAGCCAUGGGAGUUCUCUUUGCAGCUGCUGCAGUGUCUGAUUGGCGAAGACGUGGCCCCCGACUGCGCUGCUUAUGGCGCGGUGCUCAAGACAUGCUACCACAGUGGGAAGCACCUGCUCGUUCCUGCGCUGUCUGAUGCCUUGGGUGAUGCUGGGAAGUUGGGCCUCUGGCGAAGCUUCCGGGGGACGUAG
Messenger RNA from Symbiodinium sp. CCMP2592, 888 nucleotides. The record is from the annotation of a GenBank genome assembly. NCBI's taxonomy places the organism in Eukaryota, Dinophyceae, Suessiales, Symbiodiniaceae.